CCAGUCAGUCCCACCAAGACCCCCUACCCGCAUCCUCCAGGCAUCCUUCCCAUCGUUGAAGAAGAAGAGAAUGCUCUUGGUGAAGACGAGGAGGAGACUAAGGAAAGUAAAGAUCAUCCUCCUGAGGAGCUUCUAGGAAGUGAAGUUCCAUCCAAUGCAGAUGAAGUUCAUGAUAUUAUUAUUGGAAUGUCUGGAAUUACUUCACAUAAUGCUGCUCUGCUUAGGAAGUUGUACAACAUGGAGGAUUUCAGCGAUGAAGGACCAAGCAUCUCCUCCAUCGUCAAGGAUCACAUCUCAACGAUGAAGAAACUUCUCUCAUCUCACAUCAAUACUUCGGUCAUGCUGGAUGUAGAAGGGAAAGAGAAGGAGAAGUUUGGUGAGACGUACGAGGAAUUCUUAAACACGGUUCAGCAGAUUGAGAUGUAUCUGUGCGCUUAUCUUCAAGCUGUGUUUCUAAGACGGAUGAAGACGCAUGAAGCCUUGGAUGUCAUCACACGAUUUACUCCAGUGGCUUACCGUCAAGGAAUGAAGAGAUCCAUCGCUGAGAAGUACAUCGACAUCUUCAAUUGGUAUGAAGCAGAUCUUGAAGAAGUCAAGAAUAUUUAUGAGAAGUUUAAGGAAGAGCCAUCUAUGAUCCGCAAUGCUCCACCAGUAGCUGGAGCAAUCUCCUGGUCCCGUCAGCUUCUUCAGCGAAUCGAAGACCCUAUGAAAGUCUUCCGAGAUAACCGUGCAGUGACACACCUACGUGACUUCUCACGUAUCGUUAGAUUCUACAACCGUGUCGCUACAGCAUUGGUGACAUUUGAGAGUCUGUGGUUAGCCCAGUGGAGGGCUCAUAUUGAGAAUGCUAAGGCGGGACUUAGAGCUACUCUACUUAUUAAUCAUCCAGAGACUGGAAUGAUUGUAGUCAAUGCUGACGAAGGUGUACUGCAGUUGAUUCAGGAGUGUCGCUGGUUAAAGAGACUUGGAAUUGAUAUACCAGACUCAGCGCAAAUGGUUCUCAAACAGGAGCAGAGAUUCAAGAACUACUUCAACCAUCUUCAGUUAUGUCUGAAGGAGUUUCAUGACAUCAUUGGAUCCAUCCAAGCACCGGUCCGUAGCUUGUUUAGACCUCACAUCAAUAACGUUACAGUGACCCUACAGCCUGGGUUAACAACACUAGCCUGGAACUCUAUGAAUAUUGAUGCCUUCUUGCACCAAGUCCAUACCGCCAAUGCCAAACUGAAGCACAAGGUAGACAGUGUUAAUCACGUGAUUGAUACUAAGAUUAACGCUAAGCUGAAGAUGAUCAGCGAGCUUUUCCUCUUUGAUACAGACUUGGCAUUCAGUAGAUCAUGGCCACCAUCUGAGUUCACCGAAGCAAUGCUAGACAGUGUCAGUUCUCGUAGUUCACAACUUCAUGAGUUCACUGUCCAGAUUGAAGAAGCCGUUCAUGAUCUGAUCAGCAUCCUCCUGGGGCACACCAAGAGUCCACCUCACAGUCCUCAUCCGAGCCUGUCCGCUGGCUCAAGGCGUCAUUCAGGAAAACAGACGAUGAAUCUUACACCAAGGACUGAAGCAUCUAGCGGGGAUACGAGUGAUGAUAUGAUGAUUGGGGAUAUAUUAUAUCACUACUCCGAGCGAGUCUACCAAGCCGUGAUGUCAUCAAUCUGUCGUACUCUAAUAACCCUCGCUGAAGCAGCGGGUUGUGAAGGAAUCAUUGAAGCAAUUAGUCGUGAGCUUGCGACGUCACCGCUCCCUAACGACGGCCGACUAGACGACCCUAGUCUACCUGUAACACCAGGGAGGAAUAGAAGUCGACCUGGUACAGGGUAUAGCAGAGCUAGUACAGCUAUGAGCAGAGCUACGUCAUCAAUGUCGUUUCUAUCAGAUAUGUCUUGGACGUCUGAAAAGACGCAUGAGAUCACGUAUCUUAGAUUUGAAGUAGCGGUGAAAUUCUCGAUUCCUAACAUCAUCAUUGAACCCACCUUGGAUGCAAUCAAGACGUCCUUAGCCCGCAUCGCUGAAGUUGUUCUUAAUACAUCAGAUAAGAUAUGCUGGUGGGCUGGUGAAGAUAUCGGAGAACCAUUUCUUACUGAGGUUGUUCAAGAACCUGCUAUUGAGAGUACGAUGAGGAGUUUAGAUGGAGUUGUUGAAGAUCUUCAGCGAGUGAUCGACAAACAUCUCUACCAUUUCAAGUUCUAUGACUUCUUAUGGAAAGAUGACAUGUAUGCCGCUUACUACGAAUUCAUUGAUAAUGACCCCGGAACAUUCGCUGUUAAGAAGGAAGUAGAACGUCUUCUACACAUUGAAGAGAAGAUUCAAGCUGUUCCUGGCAUCUUACCAGUUGGCUCGGUGUGUCUUGAGACGAGUCCAAUCACUGAUGCUCUGUAUGGGUUUGCUGUUCAAUGGAAGACGCAAUAUGCUCAGGUGUUGCAUGAAGAAGCCAAGAGGAGACUUGAUCAAGCCAUCUUGUACCGUAAUAACGUCAAGACUCGUCUGAUGGCCGAAGUAGUCACCCUUGACCAGCUGAACGGGACGCUGAAUUGGCUGGAGGAAGUACGAGAUAUGGAGAAUAAAGUAGACAAGAUAUAUCUCCCUAUUGAGACUAUGUAUGCUGACCUCAGGAGUUACAAGCUGAGAUUGCCUCGUUCUGAAGUCGAGGAAGUAGAGAAACUACGAGAUAAUUGGCAAGAGGUCAUUGACCUUGCUGAGCAAUGUCGGGUCAAGUUACUGAAAGAAAGACGAGGAGCGUUUGAACAGGAACUAGACAAGCAAGUCAAGCUGUUUGUGGUUGAGGUGAUUCAAUUCCGGAAUAGUUUUGAUUCUCAAGGACCAGCAGUACCGGGAGUCCAACCAGCCGAAGCCGUUUCAAGACUUCAUGAAUUCCAAGAAAUCUUCAAGUUAUACGACUCUAAGAGGAAGACGCUUGACUCCGUCUCAAGACUCUUUGGUAUCAUCUGUAAACCCUUCCCUGAGCUCGAUAAAACUGGAGAGGAAUUGGAUCUGCUAGGUUUACUCUACGGACUGUUCCAGAAGUUUAUUGCAUUUGAUGCUCAGUUUAGAGAUAAACUUUGGGCAGAUGUAGACCUUGAACAAGCCAACAGGGAGGUUGAGAAUUACUGGGAUGAAUGUCAGAAUCUUCCGGAUAAACUCAAGGAUUGGGAUGCUUACAAUGAGAUGAAAAGCUCCAUCAAGUUCUACCUGGAUGUAUUCCCGAUAUUACACAAACUGGCUUCAAAGGAGAUUCGUAAUCGUCAUUGGCUUCAAGUGAUGUCAGUAACAGGAAGUUCCUUCCAACUAGAAGCAAACGUCUUCAAGUUACUUCAUAUCUUAGAUAUCGGACUGAUUGUACAUCAGACAGAGAUUGAGGAUAUUUGUCGUUGUGCGAGCAAGGAGCAAGAAUUAGAAGUCAAACUUCGUAUCACUGAAGAAGAAUGGACAGAACAGGUAUUAUCAUUUGAAGAAUAUAAGAAGAGAGGACCAAUCUACCUAGAGAAGGAUAAUUCUGAACAUCUGUUGGAACAAUUAGAGAAUGCUCAAGCAUUGUUAGCUACUAUGUUAACAUCGAGAUAUAUCGGACCAUUAAGAGAGGAGGCAGCUGGCUGGGCAGAGAAACUAAAAGGAGUGGCUGAAGUGUUGGAGCAGUGGCUUGAGGUACAGGAUUUAUGGCAGUAUCUAGAAGCCGUCUUCAGCGUGGGGCGGACAGCGAAGGAGCUACCUCAAGAAGCUAAGAGGUUUAAUCGCAUCGAUAAAAGCUGGACUAAGAUUAUGAAGAGGGCUUAUGACACAAGGAAUGUCUUACAGUGCACCUAUGGUGGUGAAGUUCCAAAAGGCGUGGUCUUAAGACAUAUAUUUGAAGAGCUUGAGAUUUGCUUCAAGUCUCUGAUGGGAUACUUAGAUAAGAAGAGACAAGGAUUCCCAAGAUUCUAUUUCUUAUCGGAUCCAGUGCUCCUCGCCAUCUUAAGUCGUCCGUUUGAUCUGGAGUCAGUCAGGCCUCAUCUCAGGUGUAUCUUCAACAGCGUUUACGACAUCCGUCUAGAGCAGCUACCUCUCUCCUUCCUUCCUCAGAGUGCUACAUCCUCUCCUGAGAAGUCUUACCACAGCGGACGAGAGAGACACUCCCCGAUGAGAUCGGAUUCCUCAGCGGCUCAUAUGUCUCAUCAACAAUCUCGGAUGACUCUAGGAGAGAGUAUGAUCGGAGGAGGCGGGAUACAGUCAGAGUAUUUGAUGCAAGCUGUCGCUGUUAUCUCUAAGGAGACGGAAGUCUUACAGCUUGAUGAAGAGGUAUCAUUGAAGGAUAGCGUUGAGAUCUGGUUACAUGCCUUGAAGGAAUCCAUCAGUAAGACGAUGUAUUCUAACGUCUGUAAGAUGAUUGAAGAAGUAGAAGCAGGUCUUCCUAUCGAGGAACUGGCUAACAAGUUUCCAAUGCAAGUGGCUGGCUUAGGUCUCUUGAUGUACUGGACCAAGGAAUGUGAACUUGGAAUCUUAGAGAUAAGGAACGAUCGUAAAGCGAUCUCAAAUGCAGCUAAGAAGUUUGGUACAACGAUGAGCCGGCUGUCGACUGCGCUGACUAGAGGAACAUGGAAGACGUUAGAUGAGCACAUGACACCUCUACAAAGACUCAGAUUGGAAAGUCUGGUCGCUCAAUCUCUGUAUCUCCGAGACACCUUGGAACAUAUGAGCAAUCGUAAACUCCGAGAGAUUGGUGACUUUGAAUGGAGAAGAUGUAUUCGAUUUUAUCAUCACUUCACUGCUGGUCGUGUUCAGCCCCAGAUCUACAUUCUAGAUGAUCGUUUUACCUACGGGACUGAGUUCUAUGGCGGUCAAUCAUCGUUGGUUCUGACACCUGUUACUGAGAGGUGCUUCUUGUCUCUGGCACUGGCGAUGAAGCAAUAUAAGAAUUGUGCAAUUACAGGAGGAACUGGUGUGGGUAAGACAGAGACGACUAAAGGAUUUGCGUGCAUGCUUGGUCAGUACUUGGCUAUGUUUGCAUGCUCAGCACAAAGUGAUCCUGGAGCAUUAGGAAAGAUUCUACAAGGAUUAGCAAUGGAUGGUUGCUGGGGAUGUUUUGAUGAAUUCCAGCUUCUUCAAACGGAUGCCAUUGCCAUGGUACUAGACCACGUCCACGCCAUCACAACCGCUCUAAGAUCAAGAAGCAAGUACUGCAUUCUGGGAGAUGGAGAGGAGGUUGCGUUGAAGAGCGGCGUUGCUCUUUUCAUCACAGUGAACAACGAAACCGCUCCAUCUGGAGGGAUUCCUAUCGAUAUUAAACUACUCUUCCGAACUGUCGCUGUAGUCAUGCCGGACUUCUCAACCAUCUUGAAGGCUAGAUGUGCUGCUUAUGGAUUCAGAUCACCGAGGAUGCUUGCUGAUCGACUUAAGAUGGUUGCCCAACAGUGCAAGGAACAACUGUCAUCGGACGAUCACCAAGUGUUUAACAUGAAAAAUAUGAUCAGCGUCUUAUUACAUGCCGUAGGAACGUGGCGAGAUGUGGAAGGAUCCAAGGAAUAUCAUCAACUCUUUAGUAUCGGAGGGUUAUCAUCGGCCGUUCAUCACGCUCACCUUGGCCGUAAACUCACCAAGGAAGAACGGAUGGAGCUGUCAAGAGCAAGCUCUCAAGGAUCUAUUGUACAACCGGGGAGCGCAAUGCCAUCUGCGGCUAUGUUAAAGACUGUUGAGAAACAACCCCGUAAGAUCGGAGCCCCUAACCCCAUGACCCCAGCAGCUAGAGCUGAGCACGCUGUGGUCGCUCAAGCGUUACAUCAUGUCAUUGGACCACGACUCAAACCAGAUGCUCUAUACAUCUUCAACAGCGUCGUCAAGGACAUGUUCACAGCCAUGGGUAGUCCUCCUACUCCUCAAUCUAGUCGAGCAAGGAGAAAUCGUCUCAACGUUGAACACAUGGUCGUUGAGAAAGCACAGGAGAAUGGAUUCAUGCCACAUACUAACUGGGUUAACAAAGUCAUGCAACUCUACUCUGUGUCUCUGGUUAACCAUGGUAUCAUCGUAGCUGGGGGUCCAGGGUCUGGUAAAUCCAGUGCCAUUCAGAUGUUAGUAGAGGCUCUGUCAGCGAUAGCGCCGGCUCAAUCACGCCAAUCUCGUAGCAGUGUGUCUAGCAUCACUGCCAUCAGUCACAAACUACAGAGAAUUAACCCACUAGUAGUGGACGAUCUCUCACUCAUGUUUGGUUAUUUAAAUCAGAAUCAUGAUUGGAUUGAUGGAGUGUUUACUAACGUAUGGAGGAAAGCAAACAGAAAUGUUAGCACCACCUGGCUGUGUUUAGAUGGUCCUCUCACCCCAAGCUGGGCCGAUAACUUCAAUAGUGUCUUAGACAAUGACAAGGUGCUUCAUCUUCAUAAUGGAGAUCGUCUCUUCAUCAGCGAUAACGUCAAGUUAGUCUUUGAGACGAGUGAUCUAAACACUGCAUCACCUGCGACCGUCACCAGAGCUGGAAUUGUGUACAUGGAUAAGGAUGUGUUAGGCUGGCGCCCCAUUGCACAGGCAUGGAUGGAGAAUAGGAACCAACAAGAAGUACAUUGUUUACAGAAAGCGUUCAAUAAGACGAUGGAUGCAGUGGUCAACUUUGUUCUGUAUGAAACGAGACCGUUGGUGCAAGUUUGUGAAGUUGGUCUCUUCAAGAUGUGCUUGGGUCUCCUAACAGCGAUGUUGAACGAGCAUGUAGAGAUCGGAGGAGAACUUCAUAUCGAACGAUUAUUUCUCUUCUGUCUUAUUUGGUCAUUUGGAGGAUUGCUCGAAGGAAAUGAUAGAAAGAACUUCAGUGACCUCCUCAGGACUCUAACAUCAGCACUUCCUGACUAUGACCAUGAUAUUUCCGUCUUUGACUACUACGUGGAUGAAUCAGGAGAAUGGGAUCCUUGGCUCUCUAGAGUUCCUGAAGUUGCCUACACCCCGGAUACACAUGACUUGCUUGGAGAAAUCUUUGUAGACACUGUAGAUACGAUUCGUUGUCGUGUCAUCUUAGAGUUUGCCAAUCUCUCCAAUAUGCAUGUACUCCUUGUUGGCCCUCCUGGAUCAGGCAAGACUGCUAUGAUGAAUGACUUCAUUAAUACACUAGAUCCAUCUUACCAAGUCACUAAGCGUCUCGUCUUCUCUGGAGCAUCAACUGCAUCUCAACUGCAGCAGUUUGUUGAAACAAACAUCCAUCAUCGAAGAGGUUUUGUUUACGGAGCUCGUGAUAACAAACGUUUCCAGCUCUUCAUCGAUGAUUUAAAUCUCCCUCCUGGUGAUGAACACGGUGUUCAACGCUGUAAUGAACUCUUACGUCAACUUCUUGAUGAUCGUGUCUUAGUGACUUUACAGAAGCCAUUUGAAUGGCGGACGAUUCAAGAUCUAGUUAUCUUAUCUGCUCACACAAGGAAUGUUUAUCCGAGCGUUGGUAACAAGAAGAUGCCAGACAGGCUGCUGAGACACUUUGCAGUGAUCAGCCUUCCUGAACCAAGAGACUCUGCUCUGAGUGGUAUCGUUGAUGCAAUACUAGACGGUAACAUGCACAAGAAUAACGGACAGAGCUUAGCACAGGAGCUUCAUGAGUCCAUCGUCAAUGCUUCCUGCCAGCUACUGACCAAGGUCCAGAGUGUCUUACGACCUUCAAUGAUGCCUGGAAGAUAUCAUUACAUGUUCACUCUCAGAGAUCUGACGAAAGCAUUUCAGUGUCUUGUACGUCUUUCUGAAGAGGCUCGGGGCGAGAUCAGCAUGGUUACAUCGCUGUGGCAACAUGAAAUCAGACGUAUCAUGCAAGAUAGACUGUGUCGUACGGCAGACAUUAAUUGGUUUCAUCAAACGUUGACAGACGUCGUCAAAACGCAUUUUCCUGAGACACCAGAGGGCGAUAUUCUUUAUGAUGAUUUUGUGACAUUUCCGAUUGAACCAAGAACCUACGUCCGACCAGUCACAUCACUCUCACAGAAGUCUGUUAGGGUUGUUCUGCAGCCAGUAGAGGGCCUAGACAAGGUCCAUCAGUGUGUCCAUUCACAUCUGACUCGCUAUAACGAGGAGUUUGGUAACGUCACGAUAAACAUCAUGCUGUCUGAUGAUGUCAUACAUCAUGUGAUCAGGAUUCAUCGAGUACUAAGCUUCCAUCAUGGUGGUAACCUAUUUAUGAUCGGUGCUAUCGGUAGUCAUCUUACUACCCUCGUCAAUCUUGCCUUACAUGUUGCUGAUAUGCCAAUCCAUCCAAUGGACUCGUCAAGGAAAAAUAACUUCUUCGAUGGUUUACGCUCGGCGGUUAGACUCGCUGGAACUGAAGGAAAGAUGCUGACUCUUAUGUUUACUGCUCGUGACUUGAAGGACGAGGUUUAUCUUGAUGCCAUUAAUAGUUUGCUUGUUUGUGGCGAGUACCCACCGCUUUUCUCCAAUGAUGAACUAGACGGGCUUCUACAGGCUCUAGGCCCAGCGAUGAAGAGACAUUUUCCAAAUGUCUUGAUUGAACCCAUGAAGUUCUUUGUGUCCCGAGUCAAGACCAAUCUUCACAUCAUCAUCUGCGUUCCUCCAACUCAUGAACUCCUUCGUAUUGCUCCGAGUGAGUACCCUGGUCUAGUAACUGGUAUGCAGAUAAACUGGAUGUGUGAUUGGUCCGAGAGUGCACUGUUGGGUGAAGCUAAUUACUUCAUUCAUAAACACAGCUUGGGUAGAGAUAGCUCUGCAGACACAAGGGAGAAUUUGGUGUCUUGCUUGUCGAACAUUCAUAGCUUCAUCCUUCAUGACUGCAACCAGAUCCCAUGGGCUGGAAGUACUGAAGAAACGGUGCAGAUAACAACCCUCAAAAUCCAUGGCAAGAAAGAAUCCAUCAAAGUGCAGACGUUGGACGUACCUAAUCUGCCGUAUACUAAGCUCAUCAUGAAAGAACGUAUUAAUCUGAAUCAUUGCGAUCCCGCUAUGCCAGGCAAACAUGAGAUCUUUAUUGGCCCACGGACAUUCCGUCGAUUCCUGGAUGCUUUCCGUUACAUCUACAGCACAAAGAGCAAAGAAAAUACAGCUAGAGUUGGACAGCUGAGGAAAGCUCUUGCCUGCCUCGCUCGUACUCAACAAGACACCCAAGCCAAGAAACAAGACAUCAAACGUCUUCAAGUAGACUAUGAAGACGCCAGUAAGAAGGUUGCUGCUCUUCUUGAAAGCUUGACACUUCGGGCAACCGUCUUGGAGAAGACUAAAGCUCAAUUUACUGAAGCUAGUAAUAGUUUGAGUGCAUUCUUACAGAUGCAUGAGGUUGAAAGUGAUGAAGAAAUUGAAGAUGAGUUACUUCAAGCAGAAGAGAGAGAUGAAUAUGACAAGGAGUUUGAACGGAUGAGACAAGAGAAUCUUCAAUCUCGUAAGAUGGCCAUUGAGGAGGAGCUUGAGAUUGCUAUUAAGAAAGUCGCAGAUUGCAGAGGUGUCUUACAAAAAGCUAGAGAUCAGGUUCUUCACUGGUGUGAAAAAGUUGACCGUUCCUGCAUUGAGCGUCUCAAGUCAUUCCAGAAUCCUCCUCCGAUCGUUCAACAAGUGAUGGAGAUGGUCAUGGCGCUCCUUGGCAAGAAUAAACCUCUUGGGCAACAUCCAGAGCGGAGUGAAAGGAUACCUAAUGAAGAUGCUUCUGUCUUAUCUGGAAGACAUUCCUCAACUUCUUCACCGAGUCCAAAGAGUCCUACGAAGAGAGUGCCAAGAAAAUCCCGUGUACAUCCUCCAAAGUUCUUGAGCUACGCCUCAGAAUCCAAAGAUCAGCUGAACGAUAAACAGAGAUGGAAACAUAUGCAGAAUAUGCUGAAUGACUCCACUAAGUUUGUCGAGAUACUUCAAGGCAUAGACUGGGAGAACGGACUUGACACUAACAUUAGGCUGAAUGUUGAGCAUUACCUACCCAAGCCCAAGGGUGACGGAGAGGGGGUGACUGGAGAAGGGUCCUUGCUAGAGGUACCUGGAGGAGCGAAGUUACCCGCCUCAUCCAGACGUAGUCCAUCUUCAAUGGAAUCAGGAGGUAUCACUAUAGCUGCAGUACGCUAUAGCUCAGAAGAUGCUGGAAAUCUUGUAGCUUACAUCUGCUCCUUGGUGGAAUACUCACAUCAAUGCGGGCCUCUUAGACAAGCCUUGGAGAAACAAACGGAGCUUGAGAAAGAGAAAGUAGAGAAUGAACGACUUCAGAAGGAGCAAGAUGAAAGGGAAGCAAGAGAAGCCUUAGCAAGAGAAGAACAAGACGAUCCUGAAGAUGAAGCUGUUUAUACCGAAGCAGACAUCCCAGGUCUUCAAGACGCUGUGACCGAUCUACAGAAGGAGUUUGAUGCAGCUGUUGUCAUCAAACACGCCUUGGAGAUUGAACUACAAGCAAGUAAUGAGAGACUUAAAGCUGCGACUAAUAUGAUGAAGAGCUUGCAGCAAGAAUUGAAACGUUGGCAAGCUUACGUUGAUGACAAUGCAGUCAAUGAAUGGUUGCUCAGUACAUGCGUAGCUGCAGCAGGUUUCUUGACGUACUCCGGUGGUAUGGACCCAGACUCCCGCAUACGAUUAUCAGAGUAUUUCAAUGUGAUGUGUGAGAGGCACGGACUACCAAUGCCGAAGAAGAAACUCUUCAAAGAUGUUCCUCUCAUUAGAUUUCUCUACUCAGAGGUUGAGAUUGAAUCACUCCGUAUUCUGAAUCUACCAUCCACUCCAAACUCGUUGAACAAUGCAUGUUUUAUAAUGCAAGAGUUAAGCAGUACGGCCUGGUCGUUACUUUGUGAUCCUACGAGCCGUGUUAUUGAUUGGUUGAAAUGCUACCUCAGUGGGAGCGUUGUACUGGUCAAAUAUCAUGAGCUCCGUUCUCAGCUUGAGACCUGUCUGACUGAAGGUACACCUCUAGUCAUCAUGGAUUGUGAUGCGACGGCUCUCGCUCAUGAUCAGAGAUUCACGCGACUUCUUAGAGGUCGUCUUGCCUUCAUGAAUGCUAAGACACCUUUUAAGAUGAUGGUUGCAGAUCAUGAAGUUGAAUGCCAUCCAAAUUUCCGUGUAUUCCUACACACGACAGAGAUUCCACAAUGUAUUCCACAUAGCCUAGCAGCUUACACCAGCAUUAUGAACUUCUAUCAAACAAGAGACGAUUGUGAAGAGGAAUUACUCGAUCGAUUUAUGGCUCUGGAGAAAGCUAGAUUAGAUGAAGAUGGAACAAUGGCUAACAAGGAGAAGAUCUUUAAUAUGAAGCGUCUGGAUGAGUUAGAGCAACAGAUGUUGGAUUGUUUGGCCUCGGAUACCAGACUACUCAAUGAUUUAGCAACGACAAAGAAACUUGCUGAGUUGAAGAAACAUUACGAUGAGACGUUGGAAAGCCAAGAAAGAGUUCAAAUGUCGAAGAAGGCCAUUCAUAAUGCACGGGAAGGCUACAGGUCAAUAGCUAAACGUGGAGCUGUGUGCUUCGACGUCGCUCGAUCAUUGGUUGAAAUUAAUGCAAUGUAUCAAACGUCUUGGCAACAGUUCCUGGAUGUAUACGAUGCUUCAAUUAAACAUUCUGAGAGAGCGGCAGUGAAAGCAGUUGUUGAACGUCUGACUUACAAUGCAUUCCAAGGAACAGCAAGAUCACUACUUGAGACAGAUCGAAUGAUUCAUGCAUUACUGCUAGCAAUGGAGGUUGAAGAUUCUCUGGGUAAUGUUGGACCAGGUGAGCGUGAGUUUGUGAUCUCACCCCAGCUUGGUUCGUCCCUCAUGACCAAUCUUGGGCACAUCGUACCAUCUGAUCACCGCAUAGCCCAGGCUAAGAAACCAUUUGAUUGGAUGCUGGAUGAACAGUUCCAUAACUUACAGUCUCUAGCCAUACACUAUGAAUGGUUCCAGGAGAUGUUUGAUCGAAUGCCUAAAGAUGGUCGAGAGACUCAAUGGCGAACCUUAGGAGAGCACGACACUCCAGAGACAGCUCCUCUACCAGAGAAGAUGGAUGAAGUUUAUAAUCCAAUCCAGAGAUUGCUGGUCCUUAGGGCGUUUAGACCGGAUCGUAUAAUGCAGGCUGGAACUGUCUUCGUUAACGCUGUACUAGGAAAGAAAUACAUCGGUGAGGUAGCCCUAGAUCUUCCUGGUGUAGUACGUCAGAGCACUCCACUUACACCAAUCUUACUCCUCUAUACCAAAGAAGGAGAUCUGGCUGAGAGAAUGUUUCAUGAAUACGCCGCUAAGAAACAAUGUAAGACUCUGGUCGUACCGCUGUGUAACUCAGAACAGAAUGAAGAAAGAUCUACCAGAAGAGCUAUACAGACAGCUAUGCAAGAGGGUACGUGGGUGUUACUACAGAAUGGUCAUAACUCCAGUCACAUGCUGAACAGCUUAGAGACCAUCUUACAAGAGAGUAACAACAAACAUCAGAUGGGAGAAUCAAACUUCCGUCUUUGGAUCUCAGCUCAGAUGAGUCUACGUAUCCCAGUUAGAUUAUUGCAGUUUGCCAUCAAGGUUGUCGUGGAUUCACCAAGGAUAAUCAAAGAUAAUUUACUCCGUUCCAUGUCGCUGGUUGAUACCGAUUUGCUGAAACUGAGCUCACGUGUUGAAUGGCCGCCCCUUCUUCAUAACCUAGCGAUGCUUCAUGCUACGAUCCGUCUUCGUGGUCGUUUCAAUCGAGCUGGCUGGAAUCAUCCUGAGACCAUGGACUUUGGAUAUAAUGAGAUUAAUGAGUCGAUGCAAGUAGCGGCUACUCCCUUCAAGGAUUACUCAGUCUUAGAUGGAGAGAAUCUCAAAGGAAUCUCUUGGAUUGGUUUACGUUACGUGAUUACUGAGUUGAUUUAUGGUAGCUACAUCGUUGAUGAGUACGACCAGACGAAUCUAUCAGCAAUAGUGGAUUACUGGGUUGGACCCAACGCAGUAAAGAAGGAUUACGAAGCAACUAAAUUGCGUUACAAGCUGCCAGCCUCCUUCUUCAGUAACAAUGUGCGUCUGUCGGCCAUCAUGCAGUCUUUAGAAUCUAUAACGAAUCAUAGUCUAGAUGUACCUGAAGCAUGUAAUAUACAUACAUCUACUGAGACCCAGCUUGGUGAUGAUCAAUACGUCUUCACUCGCCUUAAUGCUAUCUUAGAUUCUAUGCCAACAUCUAAGACAUUAAGCCAUGCACUUCAACCUAGUCCUGUAACUCCCUUCAAAGGUGCAUCUGUUGCCAGUGUGAAUGGUGGUGUUAUGUAUCCUAAUAUAGCUGAUAUGGGAAUCUAUGCCAGUGCUAGCAUCUCAGCAGUACAUAGUAGAAAGGAAACUGAGAUAUGGGAAGUCUGUCACACUAUGCUGAAUAAGGUCCCUAGAGGAUGGAAUAGGGAGUAUGUAACUGAGCGUGUGCGUAAGACAGGUGGAGACACGCCCUUCAAUCGGUUCAUCUUACGAGAGAUCGAUUUGAUGUUGAAGCUUCUUCAAGAUAUAAAGUCAUCUCUACAGAAAUUGAAAUCUUUGACUGAAAAGCCGACAGAAGUCUUUGGUGAUCAGAUGUCUGAGACCUUAAUCGCGAUAGCAGACGAUAUUUAUCACCAUCGUAUACCGGCUCAUUGGUGUGAACUCGCUGGGGAAUCUAUGCCUCCUACUAACUGGGCUUUGGGUCAGUUCCUGAACGACCUCUCACUACGAUGUCAACAUCUGGAACGGAUUAUUAUACAGGGUCGUGAUAAGUUCCCAGCCUACUGGCUUGGAGCAUUCUUCCAUCCUAAGAAUCUCUUAGCACUCCUUCGCCAAGACGCUAUCAGGACCUAUGGGAAUAACACAACCCAGAUUGAGCCGUUUGUAUUCCAGACCGAGAUUACUGCAAGGGAUAAGGAUCAUGUGCGAGACCCUCCACAAGAAGGUAUGUUCAUCUAUGGCAUCUACAUUUGGGGCUGUACAUGGGAGAAGACUACAGGUGAACUUCAAGACACGCCUCCACGCCAUGGCCCCACCCCUCUUCCUAUCGUUCAUAUCAUGUGUAUGCCACAGAGCGAGAAGCCUGCCCUCAACGAUCCUCAGAAAGCAGUGGAGACGUUUAACUGCCCUGUGUAUCCAACGCGUGUCAGCGCUAGAGAUCCUGUAUUUACUAUGGAUGUGAGACAUGAUAAUGUAUCAGCUACUAAGUGGGCACUUAGAGGUAUGGCUGCCACUAUUAGACCGUACUAGGAGAGCUGUCUGGUUGUAGAAAGAUAAUUAUUUGUAUCUAAGACCUGAUAAUGUAUCGGCUACUAAGUGGGCACUUAGAGGUAUGGCUGCCACUAUUAGACCGUACUAGGAGAGCUGUCUGGUUGUAGAAAGAUAAUUAUUUGUAUCUAAGACCUGAUAAUGUAUCGACUACUAAGUGGGCACUUAGAGGUAUGGCUGCCACUAUUAGACCGUACUAGGAGAGCUGUCUGGUUGUAGAAAGAUAAUUAUUUGUAUCUAAGACAUGAUAAUGUAUCAGCUACUAAGUGGGCACUUAGAGGUAUGGCUGCCACUAUUAGACCGUACUAGGAGAGCUGUCUGGUUGUAGAAAGAUAAUUAUUUGUAUCUAAGACCUGAUAAUGUAUCGACUACUAAGUGGGCACUUAGAGGUAUGGCUGCCACUAUUGGACCGUACUAGGAGAGCUGUCUGGUUGUAUAAAGAUAAUUAUUUGUAUCCAAGACCUGAUAAUGUAUCAGCUACUAAGUGGGCACUUAGAGGUAUGGCUGCCACUAUUAGACCGUACUAGGAGAGCUGUCUGGUUGUAUAAAGAUAAUUAUUUGUAUCCAAGACCUGAUAAUGUAUCGGCUACUAAGUGGGCACUUAGAGGUAUGGCUGCCACUAUUAGACCGUACUAGGAGAGCUGUCUGGUUGUAGAAAGAUAAUUAUUUGUAUCCAAGACCUGAUAAUGUAUCGGCUACUAAGUGGGCACUUAGAGGUAUGGCUGCCACUAUUAGACCGUUCUAGGAGAGCUGUCUGGUUGUAGAAAGAUAAUUAUUUGUAUCCAAGACCUGAUAAUGUAUCAGCUACUAAGUGGGCACUUAGAGGUAUGGCUGCCACUAUUAGACCGUACUAGGAGAGCUGUCUGGUUGUAGAAAGAUAAUUAUUUGUAUCUAAGACAUGAUAAUGUAUCGGCUACUAAGUGGGCACUUAGAGGUAUGGCUGCCACUAUUGGACCGUACUAGGAGAGCUGUCUGGUUGUAGAAAGAUAAUUAUUUGUAUCUAAGACAUGAUAAUGUAUCAGCUACUAAGUGGGCACUUAGAGGUAUGGCUGCCACUAUUAGACCGUACUAGGAGAGCUGUCUGGUUGUAGAAAGAUAAUUAUUUGUAUCUAAGACCUGAUAAUGUAUCGGCUACUAAGUGGGCACUUAGAGGUAUGGCUGCCACUAUUAGACCGUACUAGGAGAGCUGUCUGGUUGUAGAAAGAUAAUUAUUUGUAUCUAAGACCUGAUAAUGUAUCGACUACUAAGUGGGCACUUAGAGGUAUGGCUGCCACUAUUAGACCGUACUAGGAGAGCUGUUUAGUUAAUAUAGGGAUGUACGGUUAGGUUCGCAUAGGGGUUUCAUUUCAUGCCUUCCACCUCUGGAACCCUGGUUCGAAUCCCAUCGAGGGCAUUAAGUGGUUUGGGUUUUCUUAGAUGUUUGGUGACCACUUGUCAGUUCAUGAAACUGAAAUGAUUUUACUGGCCUUGAAUGUUGUUCUUGAAGGGGCACAGCAAUUUUCAUCUUAAGGGGCACUUCUUAGAAGGGGGUUUUAUGUUUGUUUUGGAACCAUGUAGAGGGCAUCACAGCAAAAGCACAGGGCAC
Asterias rubens (European starfish) is the source of this 15652-nucleotide messenger RNA. Its product is annotated as dynein heavy chain 5, axonemal-like. Gene Ontology annotation, molecular function: ATP hydrolysis activity; ATP binding; dynein intermediate chain binding. Gene Ontology annotation, cellular component: dynein complex. The transcript has 79 exons. The coding region runs from base 187 to 14049 and encodes 4620 amino acids. The record is from RefSeq and is a predicted model, not a curated record. Gene Ontology annotation, biological process: microtubule-based movement. Lineage: Eukaryota; Metazoa; Echinodermata; Asteroidea; Forcipulatida; Asteriidae.